Venturia canescens is the source of this 4925-nucleotide messenger RNA. It is a transcript of the gene Cse1, whose product is annotated as chromosome segregation 1. Gene Ontology annotation, molecular function: nuclear export signal receptor activity; small GTPase binding. Gene Ontology annotation, biological process: protein import into nucleus; protein export from nucleus. Bases 231 to 3134 code for a protein of 967 amino acids. The transcript has 15 exons. The record is from RefSeq and is a predicted model, not a curated record. Lineage: Eukaryota; Metazoa; Arthropoda; Insecta; Hymenoptera; Ichneumonidae. Gene Ontology annotation, cellular component: cytosol; nuclear envelope.
AAUUUACCGUAUUUUCCCGUCUUUCGGUAUGGUCCGUUGGUUUGGUUAGUACAACGGCGGUGGCGCGCCGGUUUAUUGGAAAUCCUGAAAUUCAAUUCACAGAAGCCGGCUAUCCCGCUGGUGUAAAGAAUUUCGUUCGGUUAUAUACACGAAAAAAAUAGCAAUUUGUUUGGUCGCUAAGCAUUACAUUUCACGUGAUUUUCGUUGGUUUUUAUUAAUAUUAAUUAAGUAUGGAGCUCGAAGGUGAUAAUUUGGUUACUCUUAGCGAAUAUCUCAAAGCAACGCUUAACCCUGCCGUAGACGUCAGGCGACCCGCUGAGAAAUUUCUUGAGUCUAUUGAAGUAAACCAGAAUUAUCCAGCGAUCCUGUUGCACCUCGUGGACAAAGCUGAGAUUGAUAUAACGAUCAGAAUAGCGGGAGCAAUUGCUUUCAAGAAUUAUAUAAAAAGAAAUUGGAAAGUGGAUGAAGAUGGAGUUGAUCGCAUACAUGCAGCUGAUCGCGACGCGAUUAAGAAAUUGAUUGUUAAUUUAAUGCUGCACUCGCCGGAUUCGAUUCAAAAGCAAUUGUCCGACGCUGUGUCUAUCAUCGGAAAACAUGAUUUUCCCACAAAAUGGCCUGAUUUGAUAGAUCAAAUGGUUGAAAAAUUCAACACCGGAGAUUUCCAUGUUAUCAACGGUGUCCUCCAUACUGCACAUUCACUUUUCAAGAGAUACCGUUACGAAUUUAAAAGUCAAACUUUGUGGACAGAGAUCAAAUUCGUUUUGAACAAAUUUGCCAAACCUCUAACCGAUCUUUUCUUGGCUACAAUGAAUCUCACUCAGGUUCAUGCCAAUAAUCAUGAGGCGUUGAAAGUUAUAUACAAUUCUCUCGUGAUACUCUGCAAAGUAUUUUACUCUCUGAAUUUUCAAGAUCUCCCCGAAUUUUUCGAAGACAACAUGGAAGUAUGGAUGACGAAUUUCCACACUCUCUUAACAACAGAAGUUCCAUCCUUACGAACUUUGGACGAGGAAGAGCCCGGAAUUAUCGAGCAGCUCAAGUCUCAAGUGUGCGACAACAUUGUUCUUUAUGCUCAAAAGUAUGACGAAGAGUUUCAAAAAUACGUCCCACAAUUUCUCGAAGCAAUUUGGGCGCUUCUCAACGGGACUGGUCAGCAGGCCAAGUUCGAUGCUCUGGUGUCGAAUGCACUGCAGUUCUUGGUGACUGUUGCCGAUCGCGAUCAAUAUAGACAUUUGUUCGAAAAACCGGAAACGUUACGGAGCAUUUGCGAUAAUCUCAUCACCCCCAAUGUCGAAUUCCGAGAGUCCGACAACGAAUUGUUCGAGGAUAAUCCGGAGGAGUACAUAAGACGCGAUAUCGAAGGCAGUGAUGUUGAUACCAGACGCAGAGCUGCUUGCGAUCUUGUCAAGGUUCUAGCCAAAUAUUUCGGGGCCAAGAUAAUGGAUAUUCUUGGUCACUACGUCAUGUUGAGGUUGUCUGAAUAUGCAGCAAAACCGGCAGAAAAUUGGCGGAAAAAGGACGCUGCGAUAUAUCUUGUAACAAGCAGUGCGAGCAAAGGACAAACACAAAAACACGGUGUUACGCAGAGUAACGAAUUCGUAUCACUUCCAACAUUCGCUGUUCAACAUAUUGAACCCGAACUUGUCAAACAGAAUGUGAACGAAUUUCCCGUACUGAAAGCGGACUCUAUCAAAUUUGUGAUGUCGUUCAGAUCUGUUUUACCACGAGAAUUGGUCGUUGGAAGCAUUCCUCAUUUGAUAAGACAUUUAUCAGCGACCAGUACCGUGGUGCACAGUUACGCUGCUUGUGCGAUUGAGAAAAUCCUCGCUCUGAAGGAUUCUAACAACGUGCCUAUAGUCAAGGGUGAAGAGCUCACACCGUUGGCUGCCGAUUUACUGAAAGGUUUAUUCGCCAUUUUGGAAAUGCCUGGCUCCGAGGAGAACGAAUAUUCGAUGAAGGCGAUCAUGCGAAGUUUUGGGACUUUGAAAGACAGCGUUGUACCAUAUCUCGGUGAUCUGUUGCCAAAAUUGACGGAAAAACUGACGAUUGUUUCGAGAAACCCGAGUCGACCGAAUUUCAAUCAUUAUCUUUUUGAAACGUUGAGUUUGUCGAUCAGAAUCGUGUGCAAAACUAAUCCUGCGGCUGUAGCCUCGUUUGAACAGGCUUUGUUUCCAAUUUUCCAAGUGAUCUUGCAGCAGGACGUUCAAGAAUUUAUCCCAUACGUCUUUCAAAUUUUGGCUUUGCUUCUUGAACUCCAAACCGGUCCGGAUGUUCCUGAACCAUACAUGGCCCUGUUCCCAUGCUUACUGGCUCCUGUUCUGUUCGAACGUCAAGCAAAUAUUCAUCCCUUGAACCGACUGCUUCAAGCUUUCGUGAGUCAUGGAUCACAUCAAAUUAUUGCUCAAGACAAAACCAGCGGUCUGUUGGGCGUCUUUCAGAAACUCAUCGCCUCGAAAGCUAACGAUCACGAAGGUUUCUUGCUGAUGCAAAGCAUCAUCGAACAUUUCCCUCCGAACGUGUUGGACCCCUUCAUGAAGCAGGUCUUCGUGCUACUGUUCCAGAGGUUAUCGUCGACGAAAACAACAAAGUUCGUAAAAGGUCUCAUAGUAUUUUUCGCCUACUACAUUAUAAGAUACGGGUCCUCGAGUCUGGUGACAAUAGUGGACUCGAUUCAGCCACAAAUGUUCGGUAUGGUUGUCGAGCGUGUCAUAUUAGCAGAUUUGCAGAAAGUUUCCGGUGAGAUCGAACGCAAAGUUGCUGCGGUGGGGAUAUCAAAUUUGUUAAUAGACUGUCCUGCCAUGGUGGAAAGCCCUUACAACGUGUUUUAUCCACGCGUUUUGGCUACGUUGGUAGAAUUCUUCGAAUUACCUCACGAUCAGACUGUUUUGCCUGAGGAUGCUUUGUUCCAGGAUGUCGACGAUUCCUCCGGCUAUCAGGCGGCUUACAGUCAACUGAUUUGCGCUAGGAAUCCCAAGAAAGAUCCUCUUGGAGCUAUUGGCGACGUACGUUUGCAUCUGGCUCAAGGUUUGGGCAGACUGCCUCCUGGUCAACUUCCGGGUCUUCUAGGUCAGAUUCCAGAGCCGAAUGCGAAUCAUCUUAGAAACUACUUACAAACAGCGGGCAUUAGCGUUGCAUAAUACGAGCUUGACGUUCGUAACAAACUCAAGAUUCACCUGAUGGCGAGAAAGUUCAACAACAUUGAGCUGAGCAAUUUAUGAUAUAGGAAUACUAAUUCGCUCAAAGCUCGAUUAUUUCUUUUACUUUUUGCUAUGACAAAACCGACGGAUAAAUGAAUUUGCGACGUGUGAAUGGGCUUUUGAAAAUUUCCGCGUUUGUUUCAGUCUGAAAGUGAACUUGAAUUUUCUGAUGUUACUUCUACAUCGAUCGAGUGAACUCAUUGUUGUAAUUCAAGUUUUGUCUUUAAAUUCAUUUACGUCCAUUGCAACCGCUAGUACUCAUUUUCUCAAUUUUUACAGGAUAAAUGUCACUGAAUGAGAAGAGAAAGUUAGAAUAAUAGAUCACGUCCGAGUUUUGUCGAACGAUCAAACAAUGCUCGCAUAAGCUUUUUCGGUCACUCUGACAAAAUCAGAUUGAAUUUAGCCUGAGAAUUCCGCGGGCGGCUGUAUGAUACAGGAAUUUUUCGGGAUACAUUUAUUCAAGAAUUUAACAAAUAUAACGACCUCAAAAGUUUUCGAUUCUCGGAGCAUUCUUAAGAUCAAAGAGACGCAAAGUUUGAGGGCGAAUUCGGAUUUCUGGACAGAUGACUUCACUUCACAUGUCUUAACGAACUCAAAAAGAUUUCUCAGUGCUAAGAGAAUAACUUUGAAAAUUAUACAAAUUUUCCUAGUUUCAUUCUCAUUAAAAUCACCGUGAAGUGUGCUGCAUCGAAUUUGAAUUUAUUCCUCAUAAGUUAAUGUUCAACGGGAAUGGCAAAGUAAAAAAUUCUUGAACAAUUGUAAUCUGUGAAAUGAUUCGUAAAUUUAUCACAAUUUAUAUUUUUCUAUGUUUAUCGAAUGUGUGAUAGAUCUAACAAGCAGUGAAUAAAAUCGAUGGUUUGAAUGCGUCAGUAGAAAUUAGUGAAAGGGAAGAAUCCAUGAUUUUUGAAAGCGAUUAUGUACCCGAUAAAUUCUUGGACAUCCGAAUGCUUGAAAUUUGUUACGAAUAAUUUUGCGUCAAAAUGUAUAAGAAGAAAAACUGGAAAUUUUAGUAAACAUUUGCUAGUAGAAAAAGGGCAUUCGCAAAAUCCGAUGACACGAAAAGAAAGAUGGGCAUUUCCAUGGGAAGCGAAAAAAAAAAAUUCGUUAAUUUUUCUCGUUAUCCAACCACUUUUUUAAAAGUUGAAAUCCAACCAUUGCUAUGAGUCCUUCGAUUCGUUAUCUCUGCAAUGCAAAUCAUACUUUUCCAGUACGUUGUACGAGCUUUUGUAUUGAAAAGUUUUUCGUUCCAACUGUUUUUACGUGACUAGCAAGGAAAGUAUAACGUUUACAUUGUACAAUGAAAAGUAAACGCACCAGGGACUAUUAUUUUUGUAAAAUAUUUCACGAGGAACAACUUUUUAAAAUAGAAUUGAAUGGAAAAUUCGAAAUUACGUGUAAUGCCUCAAGUUGUCAAGUGAUAUGUAUGAUUUUGAGUGUCAUUUUUCGAGAAAACAAAUCGAAAAACAUUUUCUGUUUCAAUACAUAAAUAAAAAAAAAAAAACUAUUGAAACGGAACAAACUUUUUUACAAGGCAUCUCAACGUGCACUGACGCCUAAUCGAAGUCUCACAAUAUUUUUAAAAUGUAACAUAAACAAUGCAGAAGAAAAAGAGUUUCGUUCUAAGGUGGAAAAAAAUAACAAUUCUUCGAUAUGUGAAUACAUGAAAAUUGUUUAGUGCUUAACUGUAAAAUUUUGUACUGUGGUCAGUUUAUUAAAAAGACACUGUUGCUA